This is a messenger RNA of Zygotorulaspora mrakii, 846 nucleotides long. It is a transcript of the gene CIM1, whose product is annotated as mitochondrial HMG-box protein CIM1. The coding region runs from base 1 to 846 and encodes 281 amino acids. NCBI's taxonomy places the organism in Eukaryota, Fungi, Ascomycota, Saccharomycetes, Saccharomycetales, Saccharomycetaceae. The record is from RefSeq and is a predicted model, not a curated record. The transcript has a single exon.
AUGCAUUGUUCAAAAGUAUUAAGGGCACAAUUAUCGCAGACGGUGUACCACACGAAGAAAGCCUUCGACAAGCGAUUGGAUUCUGUGCCAACGACAGCAUUCCACUAUUACUAUCAAACAAAGAUUAAAGAAAUGCAAACAUAUUCGGGUCCUUCCUCAUCAAGAGAUCAACUAAAUUUUGCACAUUAUAAUAACGGCUUCAAGAGAUACAUCAGAAAGGAAUGGAGUUUACUAUCGGGUACACGGAGGAGACUUUACUACGCAUUCUUUUUUCACUUUACCAAAAUUGACCACACAACAUUGAAUGAGUGUGAGCUAGCAAGAAUCAUGGAAAUUUCAACACCAGCUAUUAGUGAAUAUAUGCUGUUUCGAAAUAAGUAUAAAAGCAAGUUCGACACGAUCUGGAGUGAGCAGGAAGCAACAGUUCAAAGGAAAAAGACACCAGGUACCAGACGAAACGCCAAGAUUUCAGAUGAAAGCAUGAAAGUGACGCUGUCAAAUACCCAACGAGAUCACUUACUUUCACUUUCCGUUGAUAAUACUAGAGAUGACAUUAAAAAUUUGACUAAAAGAUUCAGAGAGAUGUGCAGAGAAUGCAGAACCGCAUGGGAAACUUGCAUUUCUGACGGACGGAAACUCGAAAUCAAAAAGAAAUGGCAGGAACAAAAGCGGCGGUUCGAGCUUCAAUUACAAUACGAACGCAGGAUCCUGGAUUACAACUUGAAUAAAUUGUCACAAAUUGAUUUUCGUUGUAAUUCGCUAUGCGUAGAACUACCAGUCACGCACACUCUCGUUGAUACUAAAUCGAUGGACGUGUUGCGACUAGCAUCUCAUAAAAAAAAGUAA